CUCCGGCAGCCGGAAGUCCCGCCUGCCUUGUAGCCACUGCCGCCGCCGCCGCCGCCGCCGCCUCCGCCGCCGCCGUCGUUGUUGUUGUGGUUGGUGCGCUGAACUCCGCGGCUCCGAGAGCCGUCUGCGUCCUUUCCCCACCGCCGCCAUGAAGUGGAUGUUCAAGGAAGACCACUCGCUGGAACACAGAUGUGUGGAAUCUGCGAAGAUCCGAGCGAAAUAUCCCGACCGGGUUCCGGUGAUUGUGGAAAAAGUCUCAGGCUCUCAGAUUGUUGACAUUGAUAAGCGGAAGUAUCUGGUUCCAUCUGACAUCACUGUGGCUCAGUUCAUGUGGAUCAUCAGGAAAAGGAUCCAGCUUCCUUCUGAAAAGGCAAUCUUCCUGUUUGUGGAUAAGACAGUCCCACAGUCCAGCCUAACUAUGGGACAGCUUUACGAGAAGGAAAAAGAUGAAGAUGGAUUCUUGUAUGUGGCCUACAGUGGAGAGAACACUUUUGGCUUCUGAGGACCAGUGCUGGGCUAGGUGCACCAUUCCUGCUUGUGUAUCUUGUAAAUAGCCAGCCAUUUUCAGUUACCCUACCAGAACCUAUUCACAUAGACCUAUUAGUGCAUUUGUAACUGGAUUUAUUUCUUAAUAUAUUGGAAGGUUUUGUUUCCUUAGACUAGUAAAUUAUCAUACAGAGUUUUAUUUUGAGUUUUUCUUUUUGUGCACUGUCCUCAUGGCUACACUCUCCAGGGAACUCGUUCCUCUGGAAAUCUUAUUUAAUGAAGAUAUUUCCAUACUGAAGUGAGGGAGGUGGGGAAUUAAAAGUGCAAGGGAGGGGGAUGUUGCAUCUAUUCUGGAUUAUGUAUGAAGUGUUAGAUGGCUAAGUAUUAAAAGCAUCCAAAUUAAAUCCUUAGCAAUCAGGACACUUGCUUCACUAGAUUUUGCCAACUGCCAGUCAUGUUGGACUAAGCUAAUCUGUUCCUCUUUCUGAAACUAUUAAGGUAAAUAAUUAACAAUAAAACUUCCUCUUAUAAAGGCA
This is a messenger RNA of Camelus dromedarius (Arabian camel), 1022 nucleotides long. It is a transcript of the gene GABARAPL2, whose product is annotated as GABA type A receptor associated protein like 2. The coding region runs from base 149 to 502 and encodes 117 amino acids. NCBI's taxonomy places the organism in Eukaryota, Metazoa, Chordata, Mammalia, Artiodactyla, Camelidae. Gene Ontology annotation, cellular component: autophagosome membrane; autophagosome; cytosol. The record is from RefSeq and is a predicted model, not a curated record. Gene Ontology annotation, molecular function: ubiquitin protein ligase binding. Gene Ontology annotation, biological process: autophagosome assembly; autophagy of mitochondrion; macroautophagy. The transcript has 4 exons.